Hyalella azteca is the source of this 5558-nucleotide messenger RNA. RefSeq lists its product as uncharacterized. The transcript is spliced from 8 exons. Lineage: Eukaryota; Metazoa; Arthropoda; Malacostraca; Amphipoda; Hyalellidae. Bases 1 to 4047 code for a protein of 1348 amino acids. The record is from RefSeq and is a predicted model, not a curated record.
AUGGGACCACCGAUUGCUGUGGGGGAAGCAGAAAGAGGAGGAGAUUGGGGAGUGCGAGUGAGGUGCCCGAUUGCCCCAAAUUCUAAGGGGAUUGUCACUGAAUCUCCAGGGUUGAGGUGCAGAGAAGGAGUGAGUGAAGACACGGAUGACGCUGAGUCGGAAGAUGAGUGUCGGAACACAGGAGAACCGGAACCCCAGAGCAGUAGUUCUUUGACUCAGAGACUGAUGUGGCUGAGACAAAGACGAGUCAGAGCAUCGCAAAGUUCUUGGCAUCAUAAAUUAAGCGCGACCGAAUCUCCCUCUCCUCAAAAUUCAAGAACGUCUCAAAAUUUUACGAACAUCUCUUUGGGAUCAGCUAAAUCUUCUCCGGUCCGUGUACAGUCUCCUGCCAAGCCUAAGAAAACAAAACGAUUUCUAAGAUCAUCAUCAUCGAAAAAAUCCUACCAAGUCACGACUGCCGUGGCCACAAAAUCCAGUUCCUCGAACUCCAGCUCUUCCAAUUCCAGCUGGUCUAACUCAGGACCAAGAAGAAGCCCAACAUCGCCGAGCUCUGAAGAGAACGAUUCAGGGUCCACCCACAGACUCGGCCGACCGUCCACUUCUCGCAGCGCUGUGUCCGAUUCCUUCCAUGCGCCCUCACCUUCUUCCCCUGCUUCAUCCCCCUCUUCGCCACCCCAAUCCCCACGCUGGCUCUUCGGAGGGUCGACCCUCGCUAGACCCUUAGUGGCGCUGGCCGUGCCCGGAAUGUUUCUGGUAUGCAAGUAUCACCAGUACAAGCGUGCUCACCAGGAGGCUUGUCGCAGGCGGGCUGCAGAGAGAGAACUACACCACCUCAACCACAAAAUUGCGAAACUACUGGACAAGCUAGACGAGCACGAGACGGAGAUGGCCCGCAGCCGAGAAGAAGAGUGUGUGAUCUGCGUGAACGCGAAGGCGACGAUGCAGACGUUCCCGUGCGGCCAUCGCGUCGUGUGCAGGAAAUGUUUUGUUAAAACAAUCCAGGUUGCAGUAUCGCAGCGUCAGUUGCCUCUGCGCUGCGUCGUCUGUAGGGCGAAANCCUCAGGUUGCAGUAUCGCAGCGUCAGCUGCCUCUGCGCUGCGUCGUCUGCAGGGCGAAGAUCCUGCGUCUGCGGCAGUCGACUUCAGGCAUCCCGUCGUCUCAGGUUCCUGUAGCGACGGCGAAGCCGGCCGCGUCCGCACCCCCCGCCCCCCCGCGAUUCCCGGGAAGAGGUCCAUCAAAACAAUUCCGUCCCCAUUGGGAUUACCGUCCCAGCCUGUUUCUUCUCAGCCCGCCAUCUUGUCCCCUCCUGCAAGCUCGGGCCUGCACCUUGGUCCCCUCAGUUCCCGUGGGCCCCUCAGUCCCCGAGGGCCCCUCAGUCCCCGGGGUCCUCUCAGUCCCCGUGGGCCCCUCAGUCCCUGUGGGCCCCUCAGUCCCUCUGGGCCCUCUCGGAGACUGGGGACGUCUCUGCACGUCGUAUCACGAUACCCCCACGACCCCAGACUGCCAGAGACGUUACGACGUCACGGUUACUACAUCGCUGAGCCCAUGCCACUGGGCGCCAGAAAUAUUAGAGUUCAUAUUAGAGAGAAUAAAAUUGCACCGCAGGAAGGUAUCGCGCGACUGCCAACCAUCACCGAGUGCUCUGAGGUGACGUCAGACAGGCAGACUGACAGACGCUCUGUCAUACGGUUGAGGGGCGCUCAGCGGCUACUAUCUCAGCUGGAGCUUCCCUCUGACAUUUGCCCACCCUCCCCACUUUCAUCUUCCCCCACUGCAUCAUUCUUGUCGUUGUCUUCCCAAUCAUCAUCAUCCUCUCUUUCCCUUUCUUCGUCAUCGUUAUCUUCCUUCAAGUCUUCUCUUGCAUCCCCUUUCCCGCCUAACAGUGGGGGAUCUUCCCCCCGUAUUCCGUCCCUCACUCCUCACACUCCUCCGUCCUCGCCAAAUUCCCCGUCGGAGAGAGUAAAUGAGUCAUCACCUCGAUGUUACUUCCAGCUACUCCCCAAACCCGGGGAAGCAGCACGUCGAAACGAAGAUAGCGAUGACAGUGAUAAUGGAAGUGAUGGUGAACAAGUUGAUUGUGAGGAACAUUAUUGUUGUUCAUCAUUUUCUAAGCGCGACGACUCGCAAGAUGGAAUAGGUUUUUACCGAAAAAUAUCAGAGUAUGAAGAAGAUCACGGAGGUUGUUCAUGGAACGAUCAGGCAAGGUGUGAGGGAGAAACCCCAAUGUCAAGUGCAGAACCGGAGGUCGAAAUUAAAAUAUGCCGAGACGAAACCGAUGGAUCUAUUACAACGGUCCAUUCAGCUUUAAGAUUGAGCAAAAGUACUCCAGUUUAUAAAUCAAGAGACGCAGCUGUACGAAAAGAUGUAGGGUUUUCUAGAUUUAUGGUUGACCCACCAAAAUGCGAACAAACUGGCACGAAAGAAGUCGUUUCUCGUACACGACAUGAAAUGAAGUACGAUCUAAUUUUGCCGAAAGACUCUUCUAAAAAAAUACCAAGCGACAUGAAGGACAAAAAGACCCCUAAUAACUGCAUUGUAAAGGAAGAGCAUGAGAAUGAUCACGUCACAAAGCAUCCUGUGAAUUCAAAGGAAACCGGAAAUACAUUAGCUCCUGCACAGGAAGGCUUGAAAUCCAAGGCAAAGAAGUCAACCGCAAAGCCAGGUAAGAAAAUUUCUACUUCGACUACUAAUGAGGCCAAGCUACCAAGCAAAUUCUCGUACAGAGAAAAUCCCAAGUACUUUUUCUAUAGCUACACAGGCGACAGCUCAACCGAGUUACCUCUCGCUGCUAUGGCAAGCAGCAGAAGCAGCUCGAGUUUGAAAACUGCUGCAAAAUCUACGGUGUCAAACCGGCCUAUGACAAAAAGCGUCUCCACCAAAAGCCUUUCGUCCAAGAACAAGAAUUCGUCCAAGAUACGUAGUUUGCCGAAGUCAUCGUCGAGUUCGUCUCGUCUAGCUAAGAAGUCUAACGGGACGCCCGAUGAGACAGUGAUUCGACCGGCAUCUUCCAGCAAAAGCAUCGCAAGUACUUCCUCCAAUUGCAGCAGCCGUAGUAGCACUAGUAGAUUAUCCACCAACAGCUCUGUGUCCUUCAGAAGUGCAGUUUCCUCGCAAAGUGUUUCAAGUUCCUCAAAGUCUACACUCUCUCGCGCGUCCAUUGCCCUAUCGUCAGCUGAAACUAAGGUUACUAAGUCCAUUUCAUUUACUGCCAGUUCGUGUCAUUCCAGUGCCUGCGAUGGUUCAUCUUCAACCACAAGUAAGAUAAGUAAAUCCCUCACGCACACUAAAACGCUGCCAAUCACCUCGGAGUCAACCACCGGGAACAAAAAAUAUUUGUCCUUUCACAGAAGUCAGACAAUGUCAAAAUCGUCUAGCUCGAAGAAAACCGGCUCAAGUGCGUAUACCAAUUCUUUGUCUAAACUGGAAUCUUUCUUCUGCAAGUCACCUUCCCCUAAUUACAAUUCGCUUGAGAGUAACUCGCCAGGUUCAAAAUACGACCCGUUAUCGAGUAGUAAAUCUUCCCGAGAAGGAUCUCUGAGUCGAGAGUUGGACUUGUCAUCCUGCUCCUCAUCUUCGGCUUCCACGGCCACUGUUCGGUCCUACAGAUCCUUGCUGCCUGCAGGACUUCGGAUCGGCCACGAGCCAUCAGCACUUCGAGACCGAGAAAACUGUGAUGGUCAAAGAAUUGGUAACGAAAUUCUUAGCUGCUCCCAAGGAGAUGGGGUAACGAAUUUACAUGGGAUAGAGAAAACAUCGAAGAAAAAGAUCCUCCUUGAAGAGACACGUCGCUCUGACAUGGAUAAAAAUGAAGAUGUAUCCAUAAAUGUAAGGAAAGAGAGGAUAGUACCGCCCUUCAAAGGAGGAAAAAGCAAGUCAUCGCGGCUUGGAAGAAGUAUAAAAGGUGUCAGUUGGAUGGAAGGAGUCAAAGAAGAUAAUAACAACACUCCAGCAAAAAAAGCCAAGCCCGCAACUGACAAUCGGAAAGGUGAAGGAGGAUCUCUUCGUGCCAGAGUAUUUUCGGGGCGAAAUUACUACAGGUUUAAAUGAAGAUCUUUUUUUAGAUGCAGAAAUAUAUUGAAAUUUUUAAAGCCGAGAAGUGAAAGACCGAGCAAUACUGGUGGAAUUAUAUUUACUAUCUUAUAUAUAGUAGAAAUGAAUGAGUUAGGAAAAUAUAUGGCUGCAAUGGGGCACGAAAUUCUCAAGAAACUGUGUCCCUGCUCUGAAGGACUGGACUAUUACAGUUGUAUAUGAGAGGAAAAGUUUUUGAAAAGCUUGGACGACUGAAGUUUUUGUUACGUUCGUAUAUUUGAAAGCGGGGAUAAGAAAGUUAUGAACUAGCUGUUUUUUUUUCAUCUGGGGGUAAAAAAAUUAUAGUAAUUUCAGAAGAUGGUAUAAUCAACUUAAAAGACAACUAUGCUAAAUCUGAAUAAUUCGUGCAGGAAGCUAAAAUUACGUUCUUUUUAAUGUCACCCAAUUUGCUUCUGUGUAGUUAGUAAAAUAGCUUUUAUAGUGGGAAUAGCACGAAUUUAAUCAAUAAUGGAGAAUAAAAUAGCUAUCCGAAAACUACAUGAAUAUCAGCCAUCUUGGGACUGGUAUGAUGAGCAAUAUAAUGCAUACGCACAAUGAAGAUUGAAGUAAAAUGCAUGAUAUCAAAAUUUACGGAUUAGUUUUUUUGUGGCAGUGUUAUCGUUAAUGAAUGGGAAGUGUUGGUAAAGGAGGAAUAAUUACAGGUUGUGAACUGUUAACAAUUUUAAUGUGUGUUAUCCGAUGGAUUGAUGUUCGAUAUUUUGUGCGAGUUCAAAGAUGCCAACAUAAUCAAAAAUGAACAGGGCUUCUCUAAAUCACAGCAAUAACUUGUAAUCUUAGCUUUACGGUUACUUGGUGCUGUUGAUUAUAUUUGUUUCUUUGAAUGUUCCUCGUGCUUGUUGAUCAGUGUAAACAUGUUCGGAGCAUCAAUAUCCUUGAGAGAAAUCAAACUCUAGAAGACAUGUUGCUAUAUGAACUUUUUUGUCAAAAAAAUAUAUCUUGAUCGAAAAUUAGUUCGUUUUACUAGGUCUGUUUAUCAAAUAACUAGGAAUCGUGAAGAUCACAAAUUUGAUGCUAGCGUUUUUCUUUAAUAAUUACCGUUCAUCAGACCGAUUAAGUGGGAUAUUAACAACUCAAUAAAUUAAUAGAAUCUAAAUAGAAAAAUUACUAGGGAUGUGUUUAACUAAACUAGAGUCAAUUGAUUUAUACAAGGCAGUUCGGAGCAGAGAAGCAUUGAUUUUGUUCCUCAAGAGGAGAGAUAUUAAGUUACUAAUUUGUUCUAUGAAAUAAUUCUAUAAGAAUUAUGUUUUUAUUUAUAAUUUCAUGCGGACGGAGAUAGUCAAGUAACGUAGUUGAUCAGGAGUAUGUGUUGAAUUUGUGGAAUGCACUGAAUUUGGUCUUAUUUCGCUCAUUACCUAUUAUUUAUAUUUUCUGCUGGUAUAUAACAAAUCAGUAGCAGCAUCGGAUGAUUGAGCAUGGUCAGAUCGAAACUUUAAUUAUAAUUACAAUUGCCGAAUUAUGAUUAUGCUGAA